Messenger RNA from Haemorhous mexicanus (house finch), 5307 nucleotides. It is a transcript of the gene KIF3A, whose product is annotated as kinesin family member 3A. The record is from RefSeq and is a predicted model, not a curated record. The coding region runs from base 104 to 2284 and encodes 726 amino acids. Gene Ontology annotation, biological process: microtubule-based movement. Gene Ontology annotation, molecular function: microtubule binding; microtubule motor activity; ATP binding. NCBI's taxonomy places the organism in Eukaryota, Metazoa, Chordata, Aves, Passeriformes, Fringillidae. The transcript is spliced from 19 exons.
GCGGGAGCUGGCCGCGGGGCGGGGCGGGCGCAGGCGCGGUGCUGUUAUUGUUCCGCGGUGCCGUCGCCUGGCCCGGGCUGCCGCGGCCGCCAUCGCUAUCGCCAUGCCGAUUAACAAGCCUGAGAAGCCGGACAGGCCGGAGAGCUGUGACAAUGUCAAGGUGGUUGUUCGCUGCCGGCCUCUCAAUGACCGGGAGAAGGCUACGGGCUACAAAAUGGCAGUGAACGUGGAUGAGAUGAGGGGAACUAUAACUGUCCAUAAAACAGACUCAUCCAAUGAACCUCCUAAGACAUUCACAUUUGACACAGUGUUUGGACCAGAGAGUAAACAGCUGGAUGUCUAUAAUUUAACAGCAAGACCUAUAAUAGAUUCUGUCCUAGAGGGAUACAAUGGUACUAUUUUUGCUUAUGGGCAGACUGGAACAGGCAAAACCUUCACCAUGGAAGGGGUCCGAGCAGUUCCUGAGCUCAGAGGCAUCAUUCCCAAUUCCUUUGCCCAUAUAUUUGGUCACAUUGCCAAGGCAGAGGGGGAUACAAGGUUUUUAGUUCGCGUCUCUUACCUGGAAAUUUACAAUGAGGAAGUGCGGGACCUGCUGGGAAAGGACCAGACACAGAGGUUAGAGGUGAAAGAGAGACCUGAUGUGGGAGUUUAUAUCAAAGACCUUUCAGCUUAUGUUGUAAACAAUGCAGAUGAUAUGGACAGAAUCAUGACUCUGGGCCACAAGAACCGUUCUGUUGGUGCCACAAAUAUGAACGAGCACAGCUCUCGCUCACACGCCAUCUUCACUAUCACCAUUGAGUGCAGUGAGAAGGGUGUGGAUGGCAACAUGCACGUGCGCAUGGGCAAGCUGCACCUCGUUGAUCUUGCUGGUUCUGAAAGACAGACAAAAACUGGAGCCACAGGGCAGAGACUGAAAGAAGCCACUAAGAUCAACCUCUCUCUCUCCACACUGGGCAAUGUUAUUUCUGCACUGGUGGAUGGCAAGAGCACCCACGUGCCCUACCGUAACUCCAAACUCACACGGCUGCUGCAGGACUCCCUGGGGGGCAACUCCAAAACCAUGAUGUGCGCAAACAUCGGACCAGCAGACUACAACUAUGAUGAGACCAUCAGCACUCUCAGGUAUGCAAACAGAGCCAAGAACAUAAAGAACAAGGCCAGGAUUAAUGAGGAUCCCAAGGAUGCUAUGCUCCGCCAGUUCCAAAAAGAAAUUGAAGAGCUUAAGAAAAAACUGGAAGAAGGGGAAGAGAUCUCCGGUUCUGAAACCAGCGAUUCUGAAGAGGAGGAUGAAGAUGGGGAGAUUGGAGAGGAGAAGCGGAAGAAACGGCGGGGCAGUAGCAGCAGCAGUAGUUCAGACUCCACAUGCUCUGUCAUAGAGAAACCUCUGGAUAAGUCCUUCACUAAUCAAGCAGGCAAAAAGAAAGUUUCCCCUGAUAAGAUGGUAGAGAUGCAAGCAAAGAUUGAGGAGGAGAGAAAAGCUCUUGAAACUAAGCUUGAUAUGGAAGAAGAAGAAAGAAAUAAAGCCAGAGCUGAACUGGAGAAGAGAGAAAAAGACUUGCUCAAAGCUCAGCAAGAGCACCAGUCCCUGUUGGAGAAACUAUCUGCAUUAGAGAAAAAGGUGAUUGUGGGAGGAGUGGACUUGCUGGCAAAAGCAGAGGAGCAAGAGAAGCUUUUAGAAGAAUCAAACAUGGAGCUGGAGGAACGAAGGAAGAGAGCAGAGCAGCUUCGCAAGGAGCUCGAGGAGAAGGAGCAAGAACGCUUGGACAUUGAGGAGAAAUACACCAACCUCCAGGAGGAGGCCCAGGGGAAAACCAAAAAACUGAAGAAAGUUUGGACCAUGCUUAUGGCUGCAAAGUCAGAGAUGGCAGAUCUACAGCAAGAGCAUCAGAGAGAGAUUGAAGGGCUGCUGGAAAACAUUCGGCAGCUGAGCAGAGAGCUUCGGCUUCAGAUUCUCAUCAUAGACAACUUCAUUCCUCAGGACUACCAGGAAAUGAUUGAGAACUAUGUUCACUGGAACGAAGACAUAGGAGAGUGGCAGCUGAAAUGUGUUGCAUAUACAGGAAACAAUAUGAGGAAACAGACGCCUGUCCUGGAUAAAAAAGAGAAAGAUCCCUUUGAAGUGGACCUUUCCCAUGUUUACUUAGCCUACACUGAAGAAAGCUUGAGGCAAUCUCUGAUGAAGCUGGAGAGGCCAAGGACUUCAAAAGGAAGAUCCAGGCCCAAGACAGGGAGAAGAAAACGUUCGGCCAAGCCAGGAGCUGUCAUUGAUUCCCUGCUGCAGUAGUGUCACCUGGUCAGAAUUCCUGUAAAAAUCAGUGAGUGUAUAAGGUUUGGCCAGAAUAUGGAAUUCAAGAGAUGGCACAGUUUGACAUGGCUAUAAUUUUUUUAUUUAAAAAAAUGUAUUUUUCCUUAGUUGCCUGUAUAUUGUAUGUUAUAUUAACAUAAUAUUAAAUUGGUAUGAUAUGUAUGAUUGAUGGUUGUGAAAUUCCAUGUCUUAAAUGUGUUGUGCAGGGGAACUUGUUGGCAAUCCUUGUUGAAAUGUAUAGAAAAUACGGUUCUAGAUGUGUGUUUAAGUGCUAGAUGUGUUAGUUCAAAACAGUUAAUGAAAUCUUGAAAAUAAGGCUGGUAAAUCUGACUUAUGCCCUGCUUUGCACAUAACUGUCAGCUUUCACUGUUGUCCUCUGUUGCACUGAUCUGUGUUUGAAUGUAGUUGCUGCAAACCUUAAAGAGCAUCAAAUCUUUUUAUUUAAUAUUCCUCACUGUGGCUGUUAACACACUGUGUUAUGUGUUGAAUUUUUCCCUUUUUGCUGUCUUGCUGUACAGAGAAAGUAGCUGGGUAGGAAAAACAUGAACCACAAAAGUCUUGAGAUUUCUGAAAAGGGACCAUGGGUGUCUAAGAGUUCUUUUAUUUUUAUCAGUUUGUUUGUGGUCUGCUGGCACUGUGGAGAAUGAGACCUCGGAUAUUAAGGCAGAAGAGAGCUUUUUUCCUUCUUUUAAGGCUGUGUUACUUUGACAGCUUUUUAUGCUUCAGGGCUGGUAUUUUUGUGUGAGUAGUUUUGUAAUCUGAACAGCUGAGAUGAUUUAAGGAGGAUGCUGUAACACCAGGACUUGGUGUCAGCCAUAGGGUUGUGGCUCUAUUUCCUCAUCCCUGGCUACAAGGCACUGAGCCACUGCCCUACAGUGAGGAUAUAUUUGACUCUCCUUUAGUAAAACAGAAGGAAUUGCCCAAUUUUCCCAGAACUAUCCCCUGAACUCACUGGUGCUGUGUUCCUGUGUAUACUGUGUGCAUCUCUGGCUAUGCUCUGAGAGGAGAAAAUUUUGGUCUCUGAUAAUAACCGUUUAUUUGUGAUGGCUGCUCUUUUUAUUUUAUAUUUAUGCUGCUAAUAGACACAUAUCACUUUAUUAUGUUGCUUUUGUGUCACAGAGAAAAUGCCUCUCCUUCAGACUGCGUGUGUUUUAUAACUCCUCACAUCAGCUGUGGGUGUCUCAGCAGCUCCUGUGCAGGGUGGAGGGAUGAGCUGUGACCUCAUCUUAGUGUUUCCUGGAGGAUUAAAAGCUGUGUUUGCUCACAGGGGAAGUGGAGUCCUUCAGUGUGACAGAAAACAAGGCAGCUCCUCAGGUGUCUUGAGUCCUUGCUAGUGGCCACAUCUGCUUCUACCAGAAUGUUCCUGUGAAGCACUUAAAGACAUUAAAUUCCCUUUCUUUCUGUCAUGAUGGUUAUCUGGAGGUACCUUGGGGUGUGUGACAGGAUCUGUAAUAGUUAAAACAGGUCUUGUAAGGACAUAUUUUGCUCUGAAGGAUAUAUUCAGUGCUAUUCUAAACAAGUUGUAAGCUUUUUCCUGGUGUUUUUAAUGUUUUUUUUUUCAGGAUCAUGAUCUGGAAGAACAUGCUGCCCUCUCUAUUUGGGGGGAGUGUUACCUGAAUUCAUACAACAUACAGAUACAAACACUAGCAUUUGUUUUUUCUAGCCUAGCAUUUAUGGGUAAAUACUCAAACUUUCUUGAUUGAAGCUGUAGUUGGUUUUGCUUGUGAAGAGCUGACCUUAUCUUAAAUGUGCUUGAAUAGAGUUGGAUUAUCUCUUGUAACAUACAUACUUCUCAUCAAAAUACCCAGACUGAAGAUGGCUUAAAUGCUGCUUAAAGUCUUCCAGUUCCUGUCUGAGUCCAACCAGAUAGAUGCAUAUCUGUGGCUGUACUACUUCUCAGAACCAGGGAUAACUUCUGUUUCCUUUUUUGUGGUGUAUCUUGUGCUAACAUUUAUUGAAUGAUCUGGUUUUGCAGGAGUUAAACCAGAACUGUGCUUUCAGAAAGACCAUUGAAAAUCCUUUUACCUGACAGGUAUCAGUCACUCCAGGACACUGCUGUGAACCAUGGUACUCCAUUUAAAAUAUUGAAAUAUUUAAAAUAUUUCAGAUGUAAAGGCAUGUGAUUUACAAUUAACCUAACAGUCCUGCUGCUGAAAAGCUUAGUACUCUGCAUGUUUAAGUGAGCCUUGGAGCAGGGGUAAACAAUAAGUAAUUACUUGCACAUCUUUAAUUGGCAGAUUGGAGAAACUGGUUAUCUCAUGUUGCAGAGGCUUGGAGGACAAAUUAUUUGCUCUGUAAGAGGAUUUUCAAUCAAGUGGAACAGGUCAUAUGCCCUGUCAGUUGGGCUCGCCUGUUAAGUGGUGUAUUUUGUUGAAGUUCUGGGAAGUUUCUUGUAAAACCAGGGAGUUUGGCUUGUGGAUUUACCACAUGGCCCUUCUCUGUGGCCCUGCCAAUCUGUGAAUGUCUCAUGGGCCCAUAAUGUGUUUUAAUAAGGAAAGGAUUUGAUUUAUAUGGACUUCCAAGAGCUUAAUACAGCCUUUCUUGUUGUGGGUCAGUAUGUGCUCUAUGGUAUUUAUCAAAACUCAUCUUACAUAACAUACACUGUGCAUGCUCAUCUUUGCAUUUGCUAUCAGAAGUCUCCUCAUUCCAGAACAUUGACCAUAACAAUGAGAUUUUUGCUUAAUGUUGUGUAAAUGAAUUAUUUAAUAUUUAACUUGUUCCUAAUCCUUUAAGAGGAGGGGAAAUGGUCUUUAGUGCCUUUUACUGACUACACUGUCUGCACAUGUCCAGCUUUCACCUUUCUCCACAGUUCUGCUUAGCCAGGCCUGCAUAGAGGGAAAAACUGCUAGUCUGUAUAAUUUGUCUUUGUUUUUUUUUUAAACUCUGUUUGUUUCUGACUAUUUCUUGUUUUAUUAAAGUUAAUUCAUUAUACUGUAUAUAUCAAUAUUGUGUCUCUGGAGCAUGUUCAUACCAUGAAAUAAAAUUCUUGAUUCCUAAUUCCA